AGAGCAGAUUUGCUCUUUGAAUUGCAACAUUUUUGCUACUGUGCUGAAUUUCCUAUGAUAUGCUGGAAGUGAAGCACUGCAGGAACUGAAGUGGUGGUCCGCUUCUUGGAGUUUAUAUAAAGUAAUCUGGGAAUAGAAUUUACUACGUUACUAUUUCUGGCGAAUCUCAAGUGAUCUUACACUCCAUAAUAAUGGGGACACUGUGGAGCUUGGUAGCGGCAGAUCUACAAGACAAAUUAAGGCAGUAUGUUCCAUCCCACAGGAUUUUUGUAGUUUUCCACCUGCCAAAAGUCCUGACAUUCCUAUAGAAUCAGAUCACCCAAACAGUUGGAAUCAUAGCUCUCUGCCAUUGUAUAUGCCCCAGGUUUCCUCCUAAGACUGUGGGAAGCUAUCACCAUCAUGGAGAGGAAAUGCCAACGAAAGUAAUGAAUCUCUGCCGCAAAAUUUGGGUCAACUAUAUGAGCCCAUUUUACCAUUCUGUUAUAUCUAGGGACAUUUUUGGUUAUAUCAUUAUGUCAACACAUUUUCUGGACUACUGUAGCUCACAUCUGUUUUGAUUCUUCUGAACCUUCUCAUUCUGAUGUUUGCUCUUGGCACUUUCAACUUGAAAUAUAUCAUGGAGUCACCCUUAUAGGCAUUGGUCUUCAUUGUGCAUGGUCAAAUCAUCUCAACUUCCCGUCUUCCUUUCUUCCUUUCUUUAGGUGGUGCUGCCAGUGUUAAUGCCUACACACAAUGAAGAACACUGGAAAAUUCAUUUUCCUAAUGGUCUUUAUUAUUCUCAACUUUUGGUAUUACUUGGGUGCUUUCCAAGGUAGUCAAGGAUACCUUGAGUAGUUGGCAUGGACUAUGGAGGGAUGCUGAGGAAGGGGAAAAGGAAAAUAUGGCUUACAGCCCAUGCUGUUUAUUUUGAUGUGUUUGGAAGGAAUGCAAUAAAUGAUGGCUUGGAUGGAUGUGAAUUGCAGCUGAAAAAUGUGUUUUUUGAAUUCUUUGUUUGAAUGGGCUGAAAGAUCAGUAGAUGGAGUUCUAUUAUUGCUUUGGGCAUCCAUCUUUUCUGCACCUAAGAUUCUGUGGCCUCAGUCAUGUGAGUAAUUGACAGUUUUAUCUGUCUAUUGGUUGGAAGUCUGCUAGCACUAUAUUUUCGCUCUGUUUUUUUUUGUGGUAUUUGUAGCUCUUGAAGAGUUCUAGAUCAAUGAACGGUUUGCAAACGUUUGGACUUUUAGUUCCAUGCUGGUGCUUAUGUCCGGAGUUUCCAACAGGGAACUAUCAUUAAGUUUUCAAUAACUUCAUACAGAAAAGGGCUGUCUCUUAUUUGGUUUUAACUACCUGUUACAAACUGGAAGAGCUGGAGAAUGAGUUUACUUGAGUGGCUGUAAAUUCAUUUUGACGAUCUCUCUCUCUCUCACACACACACACACUCAUGCGUGUUCUAUGAAUGGCUAGGGUAAAGGAAGGGUUUUCUUUGAAAGAAAAUAUUAAACAAAUCUAAGUUUACUGUGUUAGGAACUGUGACUGGUGAGAGGCCAGCAAUGAAAAAAGAGGAGAGCAAGUUGUUAUGGGGGCAGGUCAUUGGCUUGUGGGAUAGAAAUGCCUUGUUUCUUCUUCUUUCUUUCUUUCAUUUACUUUUUGUUAUUUGUUUUAGGUGGGCUUAUUUUGUUGGUUGUGGUUCAAGGAGGAACUGUGAGCAUAGAGGAUGGAAAUGCAAGCUUUUCUUUCUGUCCUUUUCUUCUUUUUUUUUUUUGUUUUUCCUGGGAGAAAGGAAAUGUAUCAAUGUCUCGUUUCUUUUAGAGGUACAGCAUGCAAGUGUUGAGGGAAUCUUAUGGAUUGCAUGAUGUAAUGCUGGUCAGUGGUGAGGAGUCAAGACAUGUCCAACAGUGGAAGCUGCAGGCUGAGUUUCUUAGUGAAGUUUAAACCCUAUGCUGCAAUAGCCAAAGGACUUCUGCUAUUACUACUAUACGAGGGUUAUAAGGAGCAAGAGUGAGAGAAACAUUAGUAAGAAAGAGAUCAUGCAGUCUUCACUCUCAUUUCCUCAUGCAAGAAGAGGUUUGAACUUUGCGCCCAAACCAAAUCCCACAACAACCCAUCCACCAUUUCCCAAAUCGCCACUCCUUUUCUUCUCCAAUCCCACCGAUUCUUCAUCAUCUUCACAUCAACUCAGGCUCACAUCACUGUCUCAACCACACCCACCAAGAAAUGAACCCCUUUUCACAACACCCACUGAGUCCAUUUCAACAAGAAGACGCACCAGGCUGGUAUCUUUUGUUGCUCCACUUCACAGUAGAAUUCCAUUGAAUGGAAAAUCCCAUGGGAGUAGGAGCUUCCGGGGUUGGAUUGAAGUGGUGGGGGAAGCUUUGUCUACUGCAUUUCCUGUAUGGGUGGCACUGGGGUGCCUGCUAGGCCUCAUCAGGCCAAGUUCCUUCAACUGGGUUCAACCCAAAUGGACUGUUCUUGGCAUCACUGUCACCAUGCUUGGCAUGGGCAUGACCCUUACCUUUGAUGAUCUUUGCAAAGCCUUGGCCAUGCCUAAGGAAUUGCUAGCUGGUUUUGUUCUCCAGUACACGGUGAUGCCAUUGUUGGGAUUUGCUGUCAGCAAGCUCUUGAAGUUGCCCUCCUAUUAUGCAGCUGGCCUAAUACUGGUUGGCUGCUGCCCUUGCGGAACUUCAAGUAACAUCGUCACAUACAUUGCACGGGGAAAUGUGGCUCUUUCAGUGCUAAUGACAGCAGCGAGCACUCUAUCUGCUGUGGCCAUCACCCCAUUUCUCACAGCCAAACUUGCUGGACAAUUUGUUGCAGUAGAUGCAGUAGGCCUUCUUGUUUCCACACUACAGGUUGUGCUUCUUCCUGUUUUGGGUGGUGCAUUCCUUAACCAGUAUUUCCAACGCCUGGUGAAGCUUGUUUCCCCUGUGAUGCCAACUAUUGCUGUGGUAACAGUAGCUACUCUAUGUGGUAAAGCUAUUGCCCAGAGUGCUUCUGCAAUCCUUGCUUCUGGGCAACAAGUGGUGCUAGCUGCAGCUCUACUUCACACUUUAGGAUUCUUCUUCGGUUAUAUCCUUUCCAGAAUGCUUGGGCUUGAUGUGUCAUCCUCGCGCUCCAUCUCUUUUGAAGUCUGCGUUAAGAACUCGGUGCUUGGAGUAGUUCUUGCUAGUCAGCACUUGGGAAAUCCAUUGACUGCUGUACCAUGUGCCAUUUCGAGCGUCUGCAGCUCAAUCUUUGGAAGUGUCUUAGCAGGAAUUUGGAGGCACACGCCGCCCAUCAAAAUGAACCCAUAAAAAUUUCUGGGAAAACUGUUGAUGUUGUGGACUUUUCUCCUUGUAACUCUUCACCCCACCAACAUUGCACUUAUUUUCAGAGCCAUCAAUAAAAUGACAUAAAUGACCUAUUUGAAAUU
This is a messenger RNA of Vitis vinifera (wine grape), 3385 nucleotides long. RefSeq names its product probable sodium/metabolite cotransporter BASS1, chloroplastic. The record is from RefSeq and is a predicted model, not a curated record. The transcript is spliced from 9 exons. Bases 2004 to 3266 code for a protein of 420 amino acids. Gene Ontology annotation, cellular component: membrane. NCBI's taxonomy places the organism in Eukaryota, Viridiplantae, Streptophyta, Magnoliopsida, Vitales, Vitaceae.